UUGCGCGUCUCCGCAUUAUUUAGGGUUUGUCGAUGGUCCAGGGGUUUGGUGGUGGCCGCCGCAGCUUGUGGCACUGCGCGGUGUUCAGAGGCGGAGGGAAAUUUCUCUGUGGGAUCUUUACGUCGGAGGAGAGAGAUUCACCAAUACGUGGCUUGGCACUGUCGGAGGUUGCGGAGUUUUGGUUCGUUGUACGGUUCACAGUGGUUGCUGCAUCAGGGUAUGCGUUAGGAUGGUUGAACUGCAAUUUAACAGCCUCUUCGGUAUCCUCUACGACAAAAGUUCUGGAGAGUGACUUGUGUAUUAGGUGUGUUAUUGGUAUAUUCUCCAACGCUUGGUGCAUGUGUAUUUGAGGAGCGGCGCUGUGCGAGUCGUGGUGGAUCAUUUGCGGACAAUCUGAACGAUGAGACGUGAUUUUCUUAAAACCUGAUUGAGAAACGGCAAUCUUACUUGUCAUCCUUGCGUCGGCGGCAGUUUGUUGAAUUGCAAUUUAACUUCUUUCGGUAUCCACUAUGACAAAAGUUCUCUAGAGUGACUUGUGUACUUUGUUACAUAGAUAUUUUAAAUGUUUGAGCUUUGCAUCUUGUUGGUAGAUUAUUUCAUUUUUGUGUAAAAGUUUUAGGUAGAUUUCUUUAAGUAGAAGUAAUUUAAGGUUUUGAUGUUUGACAUAGGAUUAGUAAUUUUUAACAUAGGUUGAAAUGAGAUUAUUAAAAAUAUGUACAUAAAUUAAGUGAUGGUUUGGUUUUAGAAGUAUAGAUUCAUUUUUUUUGGAUAAAAAAAUGGUAUGGUUUGUGGAACAAUUCAUCUAAAAGAGUUUGAGAAGAUUUUUUGAAAUUCUAAAUACAUUUAACAUGUUCUCUACAUGUGGUGAGAAGGUGAAAUUGAUUUUA
Molecule: messenger RNA, 887 nt
Organism: Physcomitrium patens
Lineage: Eukaryota; Viridiplantae; Streptophyta; Bryopsida; Funariales; Funariaceae
Product: disease resistance protein L6-like
Biological process (GO): defense response
Molecular function (GO): ADP binding
Source: RefSeq, a predicted model, not a curated record